Molecule: messenger RNA, 2175 nt
Organism: Selaginella moellendorffii
Lineage: Eukaryota; Viridiplantae; Streptophyta; Lycopodiopsida; Selaginellales; Selaginellaceae
Product: putative pentatricopeptide repeat-containing protein At3g13770, mitochondrial
Exons: 2
Coding region: 1-2175 (724 amino acids)
Biological process (GO): RNA modification
Molecular function (GO): RNA binding; protein binding; zinc ion binding
Source: RefSeq, a predicted model, not a curated record
AUGUGCGAUCGGUGGCUCAGUUUUUUCGAAGAUCCAACCCUCUGGUGGGACAACAGAGGCAAGAAUUGGAAAGGGUAUCCAGAAUUUAAGCACUCAGUUUCUGGUGAAGGGCUCUACAUAAGUUCCUGUCCAGAGUCUCUGAAGGCCAAGCUUGAAUCUUUGGGAAAACCCCCCAAAAGUUGUUCUAGCGGUGUCCGAGCAGCUUUUGUUGGAGGAGUGACCGGAGCUGUCAAGGUGUUGAAUUCUCAAACAGCCCAUGAAGCGCACCCCCAGAACCGGCACACAAGCAGCAUUCAGCGAGAAAAAGCUCCCACGCUUUCCAUUACACAAGACGAAGCUCCACCGAGAAAGCAGCUAAGUGCGCACUUCGAAGCCAGGAACCAGGUUUUGGCGGAGCUCAAACGAUGCAACGAUCCAGCGAAAGGAAGGGAGCUUCACUUCAGAGCUGCGAGCGAGCAUCUCCUCAACAAGUACGUAGCAACAGCGGUAAUCACCAUGUACUCGAGGUGUGGUAAGCUGGAGGACGCUCGGAAGGUCCUGGACGAAAACCGCAAGAUGCUACACGGUCAUGUCGUUGCAUGGAACGCUAUGAUCCUUGGUUACGCGCAGAACAACGAGAACGAGCUCGCCCUGGAGCUGUUUUCGUGCAUGCCUGACAGAUCGGGCUGCGAGCCGGAUGCGAGAAGUUUUGUUGCGGCUCUCAAGGCUUGCGCGGGCUUGGCGAGCAAAGAGGAGCCCAAGCAGGUCCAGGGACGGGCCGUGAAGAGGAUGGCUUUGGAGAGAGGCGUGGAGAUCCAUGCCCAGGCUGAGGAGCGGGGAUUUGCGAGUGACAUCUUUGUGGCGACAACGCUGGUGGAUAUGUACGCCAAAUCUUGUGACCUGCCCCGUGCUCGCGCGGUGUUUGACAAGAUCUCCGCACCGAGGAACAUCGUGACUUGGAACGCAUUGCUCUUGGGAUACGUCGAAAACGGCAGGAGCGAGGCUGCUCUGGAGCUCUUGAGCCGGUGCCGUCUCGAGUGCGAGCUGAAUGCUACGAGCUACGCUGUGGCUCUCAGAGCUUGUGGCAAUGUCAUGGGACUGGAACUCGGCAGGGAACUCCACAAGGAGAUCAAGAUGAACCAUCAGCUGCGGAACAAUCCGGUCGCGGGCACUUGCGUUGUGGAUUUCUACGCAAAGUGUGGCGCCAUGUGGGAAGCUCAGGAAGCUUUCGACUCCAUUCCUGAGAGCUCGAGAGACUCGGCCGCUUGGAACGCGCUUCUUUCAGGGUAUAGCCAACAAGGAGACUACGAGAGUGUGUUAUCCCGGUUUCAAGCCAUGGAUGCCAAGGGCCUGGUUAAUGGUAUCACCAUCAUCUUCGCGCUCACCGCUUGUAGUCACACCGGAAGUAUUGGACUGGCGAAAGACCUGUUCGAUGGACUCCGGCAUCUGGUUUACGGCGUGGCUCCGACUCUGGAGCACUUUACGUGCAUGGUGGAUUUUUACGGGCGGGCAAAUCUCUUUGAUGAAGCACUGGAGCUGAUCAAGAGCAUGAGAGACGAUCACGGCCUGGAACCCGAUGUUAUCCUGUGGAGGACGCUGCUUGGGGCGUGCCGGAAGUGGAAGAAAGUUGACGUAGGGAGGCUGGCGUUUGAAUCGCUGCUGAAAUUGGACAAGGAGGUGUCCGCGGCUUACGUGCUCAUGGCGGGGAUCUAUGCGAGCUCUGGAAUGCUGAAGGAGAGGGACGAGGUUUUGAGGGCAAGGAAAGAUGUGAGGGCGUGGAAGAAGCCCGGGCAGACAUGGUGGACAGAUGACAAAGGGAAAGUUCACAGUUUUGUGGUGGGUCGCAAAGAUCACCCGCAGUAUCGAGACGUUGCAUGCAAGGUUGACGAGGUUAUGGGGAAAAUCAAGGUGGAAGGUUAUGUGGCCGAUAUCAAUGGUGUUUUUCCCAGUGAUGAAGGUGUUGCCAAGGAAGAUGCCUUGUGUGGGCACAGUGAAAAGUUGGCUAUUGCAUGUGCCUUAAUCAACUCCAAGCCUGGGACAACUAUAAGAAUCGUGAAGAAUCUCAGGGUCUGUGAUGACUGUCACAAUGCCACUGCCAGAAUCUCUAAGGUUGAGGGCAGAGAAAUUGUAUGCAGGGAUGCUAGCCGACUGCACGUCUUUAGAAAUGGCAUCUGCUCAUGCAACGAUUAUUUCUGA